AUGGGGCUUCGCCCUCUGCCCUUGGACGUGGUCCCUGAGCCCCGGAAUGGUUAUGUAGAAGCCACGACACAGCGCACCGCUCGCCCUGGCCGGGGGCACCUCGAGGCUCCGGCACCUGCUAACCACCCGCACCAGCCUCGGAAGCCUCCGCCAGCCACCUUUAAAAUCACCCCCUGGAGGCCCUGUGCCCUGCCAUCGGACACGAACGCCCCUGUGCGACUUCAUGCGGCGUGUGGGGGCCGUGGGGAGAAGCUGGUCCUGUCCCCUUCAAGGUCAGUGACAUUUGCGUACCUGAGCCCCGUCAGGAUCCCCGCUCUGGGGCGCCACUUCAAUGUCCUGCGGACACCCUCCCUCCAGACCCUCAAACCCACGAGGCGCACACUGAAGGCAACUAGAGAGAGGAGCCGAGACCACCCCAAGCCCGCAGCACACCGGGAAGUUGGCGUCCAGACGGGGCAGUCGCAGCACAGCGGGACCCUCAGCGGCAAGGCGCUUUUGUCCAGCGGGCUGCAGCCCAGUGGCGCCGGCCCCAGGUCCUCCCGCCCCCCGCCUCACCAGCUCCAGGCCUUGCAGGCAGGAGCAGAGACACCCUCAGUCUCAUCUUCCAAACCCUCUGUCCCACCCGAGGCCGGACCCGUCCAGCCUCCUGGGGGGCCUCUUCCCAGCGCGGACGUGUUGGCUGUGCCCUGCAGCUCGCUGCCAGGGAAGUCAACAGGGGGGAAGCAGCCUGCAGACCCCCGGGCCAGCCCUCCAGGUCCGCUGGUAGGCACCAAGGUCACCGGAAAGAAGCCUCCAGGAGGUCCAUCAGGGAGUGCUUCUCCACGAUCUGCAGGCAGGCGGCCCUGCCGCACGCUGCCAGGAGAGACAACAGAGGGGAAGCAGCCUGCAGACCCCCGGGCCUGCCCUCCAGGUCCGCUGGUAGGCACCAAGGUCACCGGAAAGAAGCCUCCAGGAGGUCCAUCGGGGAGCGCUUCUCCAAGAUCUGCAGGCAGGCGGCCCUGCAGCUCGCUGCCAGGGGAGACAACAGGGGGGAAGCAGCCUGCAGACCCCCAGGCCAGCCCUCCUGGUCCGCUGGUAAUCACCAAGGUCACCGGAAAGAAGCCCCCAGGAGGUCCAUCGGGGAGUGCUUCUCCACGAUCUGCAGGCAGGCAGCCCUGCAGCUCGCUGCCAGGGGAGACAACAGGGGGGAAGCAGCCUGCAGACCCCCGGGCCAGCCCUCCAGGUCCGCUGGUAGGCACCAAGGUCACCGGAAAGAAACCUCCAGGAGGUCCAUCGGGGAGCACUUCUCCAGGAUCUGCAGGAAGGCGGCCCUGCAAGAGGAAACAUCCUCUACCGCACACACCACAGCUGGCUCCUCUGCAGCUGCCCCUGCAAUGGGGUCGUGGUGAGUUUCCCCCACCACCAAAGCUCCCCUCUUUAGCCACCACAAACUUGCAAGCCACCAACAACACGCAGGUGCCAACCAAUAACAUCCCACCAAGAGGAGUAUGA
This is a messenger RNA of Sorex araneus (European shrew), 1491 nucleotides long. Its product is annotated as basic salivary proline-rich protein 2-like. The record is from RefSeq and is a predicted model, not a curated record. The coding region runs from base 1 to 1491 and encodes 496 amino acids. The transcript is spliced from 2 exons. Lineage: Eukaryota; Metazoa; Chordata; Mammalia; Eulipotyphla; Soricidae.